AUGUCCAACCUUCCCGGUCUCCUCAUCGACAUUCCCCGCAACCCCAUCCUUGCGGUCGGAAUCCCCGUCGCCGUCGGCGUUGUCAAUGGAUUUGCUACUAAGAAGUCCAACUACUCUGCUGACUCUGUCUGGUACAAGUCGCUCAAGAAGCCCAGCUUGAACCCUCCCAGCAGCUACUACGGCAUUGUCUGGCCCGCUCUGUACGCUUCCAUGGGCUGGGCCUCCCACUUGACCGUCAAGGCGCUCGACCGUACUCCCCCCGGUUUCGGCCGCGAGACGGCCAAGAAGGCGCUCACUCUCUACUGGGUCCAGCUCGGCCUGAACGCGCUCUGGUCGCCCCUCUUCUUUGGUGCCGGAAACGUCGGCCUUGCUCUGGUCAACAUUGGCGCCCUUACUGGAACUGUCGGCUACUGGGCUGCCACGGUCAAGGACGUCGACGAGACCGCCGGCCUGCUCGCUAUCCCUUACGUCGGCUGGCUGCUCUACGCCACCUACCUCAACGGUAGCAUCUGGUGGCAGAACUACGGCUCGGCCAAGUUUGGCAAGCUCAAGAAGGACGCCAAGGACCUCUGA
This is a messenger RNA of Sporisorium graminicola, 573 nucleotides long. RefSeq lists its product as uncharacterized. The transcript is spliced from 2 exons. Gene Ontology annotation, cellular component: mitochondrial outer membrane. NCBI's taxonomy places the organism in Eukaryota, Fungi, Basidiomycota, Ustilaginomycetes, Ustilaginales, Ustilaginaceae. The record is from RefSeq and is a predicted model, not a curated record. The coding region runs from base 1 to 573 and encodes 190 amino acids.